Molecule: messenger RNA, 693 nt
Organism: Tetrahymena thermophila SB210
Lineage: Eukaryota; Ciliophora; Oligohymenophorea; Hymenostomatida; Tetrahymenidae
Product: transmembrane protein, putative
Exons: 1
Source: RefSeq, a predicted model, not a curated record
AUGUCUUAGAUUUUUAAUCUUGUAAAAUGCAAAUUAAUAAAAUAAUUUAUUCAGAUGUAGUCAAUUACUUGCUAAUCUUAUAUUGCAACUUAAAAUUUUUGGAAUAAUAAUUGUUGGAGAUUUUUUUAUAGUAUUUUGUCAAAAAUUUUUAUUGUGAAAAAAAAAAAAAACUUUCUCCACUUUUGUUUGAUUUUGCAAAAAUAACAGAAAUAUUCAAUGAGACUGAAAUAUAAAUUUCAACUAAGCUAAUUUUUUUUCCCAUAGCUAUAAGCAAUUUUAGAGAAUCUGUUGUAAUUGUAAAGUCGAAAAAACUAUUGUGGUGUGUGGUAAAGAUUAAUUACUAUUAUCAAUAUUUAAAAAACAUAAUAAAUGAAUUAAAAAUCAAAGGAUGAUAGUCAGCUUUUAAAAUAUAUUAGCAAUUAAGAAUUUCCUUCUUUUCUUUAUUACAACCUUUAAUAAAAUUUUAGUUCCAAAUAUUUCUUUGAGAUUUGUUUACUCAAACAAUUUAUCAGACUUAAUUAUCUUCUUUUCUAAUAUUUAAUAAUUAUUUAUCAAAUUAUAUCAAUAAAUUUGUAAGUACAAAUACGAUAUGUGCAAGAGAAAGUAUUAAAGCACUCUCUAACUCUUUUCAUUUCUAAAUCAAAAACAAAAUUUGUGCAUGCAUUUCUCAAAUUAAAAUAAAUAUGCAAUUGA